GGAUCCGGACAAAUUCAACUGUGGCAAUUUCUGCUCGAACUUCUAUCGGAUCACCAGAAUAUGCAAUGUAUCACGUGGGAGGGCACAAAUGGUGAAUUCAAACUGGUCGAUCCGGACGAGGUGGCACGAAGAUGGGGAGAGAGGAAGUCUAAACCGAACAUGAAUUACGAUAAACUUAGUCGAGCUUUACGCUACUACUACGACAAAAAUAUCAUGACCAAAGUUCAUGGGAAGCGUUACGCGUACAAAUUCGAUUUCACUGGUUUAGCCCAGGCUGUACAAUCGGCAGCGGCAAAUCCAAAUCUUGGAGUAGACGGUGAAUUCCGUUUAAUUCAUCCCGAUUAUUCGACACGACUAUUCUCACCGGCAUUUUCCAAAAAGCUUUUAUGCCCUAAGGUUUCAAACCCUCUCCCUCCCCCAGUCCCUGUCACACACACUUAG
Messenger RNA from Echinostoma caproni, 441 nucleotides. NCBI's taxonomy places the organism in Eukaryota, Metazoa, Platyhelminthes, Trematoda, Plagiorchiida, Echinostomatidae. The record is from the annotation of a GenBank genome assembly.